GGGUUAAGGUAAAAGCACGAGGUAGACUAUCUCAUCAUUUCUCAACAAAAAGAAACCACCCCAAAUAGCAGGAGAAAGAAAAACACUCAAUCCAUCCGCGCUCCAUUACAGAUAGAGUUGUAGAUGGAAUUUAGAAUUUUUUUAUUUAUCACCCCCAACUCCAAUUCCGUACGUGUCCUGCCUGAACUCAACAACCAUGGCGUAUUCAAAACUGAUCUCUUAUCCUUUGCUAAUGAUAGAUAGAACUCACCAUCCAUCUCUCUCUCUCUCUCAAAUAAUCCGAACAGAAUCUGUCGCAUCUCUCUCGGCUAGUUCCUCUCUCAGCAUAUCAUACUCCCAUUUCAUGAUCUCGAAGCAUCAACACUAAUUUCAGAUACUCUCUCUCUCCUUAAUUAUACAUAGCUUAUCGUCAAUUAUUUAUUUAUAUACGUAGCCUAAGCCUCUUCCCAAAUUACGUUGAGAGAUCAUUAUAAUGGGGUUCGACAAAGAAGCGAAUUCGUACUCCAAUGGCCUCCUCCGCCCUCUCCCAAGAGAAGACACACCUCUCAUGGGCAAAUCAAAGCCUCUCUCCUCUCAAUCCAAGACUUUCGCUAAUGUCUUCAUCUCCAUUCUCGGUGCGGCGUAUUGGGGUGGCUCACCAGCCUCAUAAUGAUCUUCGUUGUCGCUGCGCUGACCUACCACUGCAUGAUGCUUCUCAUCCACACCCGAAGAAAACUUGAAUCCCCCUUCGGUUCCGACAACAUCGCCUCUUUCGGCGACCUUGGCUUCGCCGUCUGUGGGCCCGUUGGUCGAUUCGCCGUCGACGCCAUGGUCGUCCUCCUCAAGCCGACUUCUGCAUGGGCUAUCUCAUAUUCAUUGGCAACACAUUGGCCAAUCUAUUCAAUGCAUCUUCAACCGCCUAUCUCAAUUUCAAUUUAGUCCACCCUAAGAUUUGGGGAAUUUCGGCCAAAAGUUUUUACAUCUGGAGUUGUUUUCCCUUCCAAAUGGGGUUAAAUUCGAUCCCUUCACUGACACUUUCGGCUCCUCUGAGUAUUUUUGCUGAUAUCGUUGACAUUGGUGCAAUGGGCGUGGUAUUGGUUGAGGAUGUGUUGAUUUUCACCAAGCAUAGACCGGUUGCUGAGGCUUUUGGGAGUCUAUCCAUGUUCUUCUAUGGAUUGGGUGUGGCUGUCUACUCAUUUGAGGGAAUUGGAAUGGUUUUGCCUUUGGAAUCGGAGAUGAAAGAUAAGAGCAAGUUUGGGAAAAUAUUGGGCUUGACCAGGUUGUUCAUUGCUUUGAUGUACGGAUCAUUCGGAGUUUUUGGUUACUUUGCUUUUGGUGCGAACACAAAGGAUAUAAUCACGAGCAACUUGGGACAAGGAUUAUUGAGCACUUUAGUUCAACUGGGCCUUUGCAUCGAUCUGUUUUUCACAUUCCCAUUGAUGAUGAAUCCAGUUUAUGUGGUGUUUGAAGGGAGAUUUUGGGAAGGAAGUUACUGCUUGUGGAUGAGAUGGUUGCUGGUUUUGGUGGCUCUGUUGGUCCCAAAUUUUGCUGAUUUCUUGUCAUUAGUGGGGAGCAGCACUUGCUGUGUGUUGGGCUUUGUUUUGCCUGCUUUGUUUCAUUGUAAAGUCUUCAAGGAAGAGAUGGUCUGGAAAGGAGUGCUUCCUGAUGUGGGCUUAAUUCUCUGAGGUUUGUUUCUUGGGAAUUCAGGGACAUGGUAUUCUCUGAUAGAGAUAUUCUCUGUAAAGGUUCUAAGUGAUCCACAAAAGAGAGCAAUCUAUGAUCAGUAUGGUGAAGA
This is a messenger RNA of Ilex paraguariensis (yerba mate), 1774 nucleotides long. NCBI's taxonomy places the organism in Eukaryota, Viridiplantae, Streptophyta, Magnoliopsida, Aquifoliales, Aquifoliaceae. The record is from the annotation of a GenBank genome assembly.